GUGAGGGCAGCGCCGGCGCCACCGUCCCACCGCACCCUGCCCGCCGCUCCGCGGAUCCCCGUCCCGGGCCGCCGCGCGGGAUGGCACCGGGGCUGCUGGACCUGGUGCACUUGACAACCUGCGCCGUGUGUGCCGUGAUCAAGCUGCCGCAGCUGGUGGCGGUGCUGAGGGCCGGCUCGGCGUGGGGACUAAGCGUGAGCAGCCUGCUCCUGGAGCUGGCCGGCCUCCUCGUGUUUCUGAGGUACCACAUCUAUUAUGGUUACCCCCUGGAGACGUACCUGGAGUUUCCUGUCGUCAUUGCACAAGAUGUCAUUCUCCUUGGCUGUAUUAUGCAUUUCAGUGGAAAAGUGAGACGAGCUUGUUUCUAUGCACUCGUAUAUUGGGUGGGCUGGUAUAUGAUAACACUGCAGAAGUGGAUAAUAGACCUGGCCAUGAAUCUGUGCACGCUCGUCAGUGCAGCCAGUAGGCUGGUUCAGCUGCAGCAUCUCUGGGAGACCAAAGAUGCCAGACAAGCGAGCGCCCUGACCUGGGGCAUGUCUGUGUACGCCUCUGCAGCAAGAAUUAUUACAACACUAAUGACUACAAAUGAUUAUGCAGUUCUCAUCCGUUUCAUAGUCAUGCUCAUUCUCAAUAUUUGGGUCACAGCCACAGUCCUGCACUACAGGAAGAUUAAAAAGACUGAUUAGACGACACUCAUCAGCACACAUAUCAUUACCAUAAAAAAUAUAAUUAAGCCGAACGAAUUUAAGAAUUCUUCAAAGACUGAAGCUCUCUUUCUCUAGUAUUUACCCUUUAGCAUAGUUACAGUAUUUACAGUACUUACAGACUUACAGUAUAGCACAUUCAUGCUUGCUUUCUCUUAGAAAUAAUUCUGAUAAGAUACUUAAUUUAAGCAGCAUAUUUUUAUUGGUCAUUUCAGACAAGUUUCACUGAUAUCACAUUUUCUCUGGAUUUUUUACUACAAGGUAUUUCAUAGUUAGAUGUAUAUAUAUUCUGGUAUCACUUCAGUACUUUCUGGUUACAUAUAAGCAGUUUUCUUCAAUUAUACAUUAUCAAUUUUGCCAACAUACUGACUUGUCCUGCUGCAAAACUGUAAAACCACAACAGAAGUUUGUCUUCUUCUUGCAAGCAACUCAAUUAGUUCAACAUUAACUGUCUGUAUUUUAGGAUGAAGAAAAUCUGAGUCAAGGCCCAAUCCAGAAUAAGGUUCUAAUUACUAAAUCACAAAUCCAGUUGGAUUGUAGCACUUACAUGCAACACUUAAAUAGUACAAUUUAUACAGCUGAUACAGGAUACCCAUAGUCACUUGCCUCAGCAUACCCAGUUUUUAAUUGGAUAAGAGAGCAAAAACUCAACUACAAAUUAUUUUUCAACCUGAGCUCUCAUUCACUGAACAUACUAUUUUGGGAACAGGAAUGUAUGGGGAUUAAUGAAACUGUGGCCAACAGUUAAAAAUGCCGUUCAAGCAAAAGUUCCUGGAAUGAUAUCCAGAAUUCCCAAACACCAUCCAUACUGACAGUGACAUGUGCACCUUGAUGCAUCUCAGCAGACUGAUCUCCUGCAGUUGUCAGGUUUUGGUGAUACUGCUCUGUGGUUCAUGAAUUUUUGGCCUGUCAGUGCUAAGUGUGUUGAAGAACAUAGACUUCACUUAAACUUUUAUUUCAGAAAUUCUAAUAAAUUUUGUAGUACUUAGAGUAAAAAAGGGGAAAGGAUAUUCUUGACAACUAUUAACAGAGGAUUUUGGUUUUGAAAGUACUGCCUUCACAACCAAAAGUUACAUUAGUAAUCAUACAGCUUGCCUUCAUUUAGCAUUACAUUCCCCAAAAUUAAAAGAUACAACAUUCCAAGAGUUCUUAUGGUAUUCUGUUGAUUGGCAUGUAAAAACCUAGGCACCCUUGAUCCCAACACCCUUGAAAACUAUGGGAAGACUGCAUUGACUCCAUUUGAGGCAGGUUUUCUUUGAAACAUUCUAAAUUGUGUGACUGCUGUGGAGCAAAGGGAUCUGCAAAAGCAGAUGUUUCUGCCAGUGAGCACGCAGCAAUUGGAGCAUUCACCAUCAGAAAACAGCUGCUUCGUACUCUAAAUUUUAGUGGGAAGGGCUGGGAAGAGAUGUGUCUGUGGGCAGUGAUUUCAUGUAUGCCACAUCACUGACAGCAAGACAAAGAUGAGCUUUUCUUUACUGCUCCAAUAAAAAGUCAAAUCUUUCAAUGUUGGUUGAAAGAUUAAUUGUAAACAUUCUGAUUUUACUAAAUGUGUGUAAAGUAUCUGAAGUGGUCUAAAUGGUGGCAAGUGGCAUGUGAUACAUUUUCCAGGUGAUACUAAUAAAUGCUAUUUUCCAA
This is a messenger RNA of Melospiza melodia melodia, 2339 nucleotides long. It is a transcript of the gene SLC66A3, whose product is annotated as solute carrier family 66 member 3. NCBI's taxonomy places the organism in Eukaryota, Metazoa, Chordata, Aves, Passeriformes, Passerellidae. The record is from RefSeq and is a predicted model, not a curated record. The transcript is spliced from 7 exons. Bases 81 to 686 code for a protein of 201 amino acids.